Messenger RNA from Beta vulgaris subsp. vulgaris (sugar beet), 1332 nucleotides. RefSeq names its product NADPH-dependent aldehyde reductase 1, chloroplastic. The transcript is spliced from 4 exons. NCBI's taxonomy places the organism in Eukaryota, Viridiplantae, Streptophyta, Magnoliopsida, Caryophyllales, Amaranthaceae. The coding region runs from base 116 to 1186 and encodes 356 amino acids. The record is from RefSeq and is a predicted model, not a curated record. Gene Ontology annotation, molecular function: oxidoreductase activity.
AUGUAGGAAUGGUAUAUAAAUAGAAACUGAAAGAAGAUGGGAGUUUUAUAUAUGUAAUGUAAUACAAAGCUCAAAAGAAGUAUAAGUUUAUUGUAUUGUUGGGUGUUUUUUUUGUAUGUUUUUACGUGGAGUGGUACAAUCCAGGGCAGUAGCAGUAGGAACAAGCACAAAUAAUAUAAGUGUUGUUGGUAGAGCUUUCUCAAGAAGCUACUCCUACACCUUGUACCGGAAUAGAAUCGUUGGUGGUGGAAGAAGAAGGCGGCAGCAACAACAACAACAACAAGAACAGCUACAGACGAUAAGAAUGGCGUCGGGCGGCGACAAAUUUCCGGCACAGAGGCAGCAAGCUCAGCCUGGGAAAGAGCAUGCCAUGGAUCCUAUUCCUCAAGCUCUUCGCCAAGACUAUAGACCCGCCAACAAGCUCCAGGGGAAAGUGGCUCUAGUGACAGGAGGAGACUCAGGGAUAGGAAGAGCAGUGUGCCAGUGUUUUGCACUGGAAGGUGCAACUGUAGCUUUUACAUAUGUAAAGGGUCAAGAAGACAAAGAUGCUCAUGACACCCUUCAAAUGAUCAAGAGUAACAAAAGCUCCGAUGCCAAGGAUCCUAUCGCGAUUCCGGCUGAUCUGGGGUACGACGAGAACUGUAAGAGGGUCAUCGAUGAAGUGGCCAAUGCUUUUGGACGUAUAGAUAUCUUGGUCAAUAACUGUGCUGAGCAGUAUGAGUGUACUACUGUGGAGGAGAUUGAUGAGCCCAGGCUUGAUAGGGUGUUUAGGACUAACAUCUACUCUUACUUCUUCAUGACAAGGCAUGCACUGAAGCAUAUGAGGGAAGGGGCUAGCAUCAUCAACACUACAUCAGUGAAUGCAUACAAGGGAAAUGCCAAGUUGCUCGAUUACACCUCCACCAAAGGUGCAAUAGUGGCAUUCACCAGAGGACUAGCUUUGCAGCUUGUGCAGAAGGGCAUCCGUGUCAACGGAGUCGCCCCAGGACCCAUUUGGACUCCACUAAUUCCAGCCUCCUUCAAGGAGGAUGAAGUCAAAAGUUUCGGUGGUCAAGUGCCUAUGAACAGGGCUGGGCAACCUAGCGAGGUUGCGCCUUCGUUUGUUUUCCUUGCUUGUAAUGCUGACUCGUCUUACAUAACUGGGCAGGUCCUUCAUCCCAAUGGUGGGACUAUAGUGAAUGCUUAGAAGGGUCUGUAAGAUGGUGGAUGGUGUUUUUUGCUGCUUCUGAGCUGUUUUUUGGUUUUUGGGUUUCUGUAAUACAGAAGGUUUAUAUCGUAGCAGUACUUAUGAAGAUGGUGGAAAGUCAGGAAUGUAGUGAGUCCUUUUUGUUA